Molecule: messenger RNA, 2173 nt
Organism: Oldenlandia corymbosa var. corymbosa
Lineage: Eukaryota; Viridiplantae; Streptophyta; Magnoliopsida; Gentianales; Rubiaceae
Source: the annotation of a GenBank genome assembly
UUCCACUAACAUCUAGCGUUCAUGUGUUGUUGUUCCUCCUAAGAUUCAUAGAAAAAAUGGCACUGGAACUAAUGCGUGUUUCCCAUAGUCUACAUGAUUCCCUUAUGCCCUUAACUUCCUCAUCUUCAUCAAGAAGACAGUACCCAUCCUUCUGCAACUUGAUGAAAAAUUAAUGCUCAUUAUUGAGAAACCUCAAUCCCUUUAACAAUUUUAUGAUCUUCAUCCUUGUUAUUACUCUUGUUGUUCUUCGAGCAAUUAAACAUUUUUUAUUCUGGUUUUGGUUUUGUAAUUAGGCCGACCAUUUUCUUAGAAAAAUAUACAAAUUACUACUCGAAUUAAUCAUUCUCCGGAGCUCUGCAUAUCUUAUUCCUUUCCCCCAUUAAUCAUGUACUACAAUAAAGGAAUUACGGAGUAAUUCAAAAUUCAGCCAAUAAUGACUUCUAAAUUCACAAGGAUAUUAUCAACUUUGAUGUAAUGGUAAUGCAAUAUCAGGAGAAAAAUAGAACGCGCCUAACGCGCCUACCACAAGUUCCCUCAUGCGCCCCCAAGAAUUCCAUAUCUGAACGCUGCUACUGUUGGGCUUUCCUGUCCGUAGUCUUGAAGCUGCAACCGUUUCGCUGCUGCAACUCAACUUCUUCUCCGAUCUUGGUUCCCGCAUACGGCGGCAGUUGUUUCGGUGCUUUUGGCGAGCUUCGCUGCGACAACUCAAGUUUUCUCCAGUGCUCUUUGGUGAUAUUUGAUACCGGCACCUUCACUUCUGGCGUGCAACAUCAUCACUUUCUCCGGUGCUCUUCUUCAAUUUCGGCGUGAUUUCAAAGCUAUCAGGUUGACAUCCAUCUUCUCCAAGUGACUGGUACUCUGUCUUGUUGUUAUAUCAAGGAAUCACAUACAUGCAGAAGCUAAUUUGCUUGAAUAUUAUACUGGAUUUGAGCUGAAUUUUUAAUAAUGGAUUCAAAGGGCUAGUUUUGGGAGAUUCUAUUUUGGAGGUUCUAUUUAUUUUGGCUGUAGCUCUAUUUUGGGUCACUAUCGUAGCUCUAUUUUCUAGUGGGAUUGAAUCCUUGUGUUCAGGGAUCAACAAAGUUGCAAACCCCUAUGGAAGAACUACGGUUUUCUGCUCAUGGCAGGGUUAACAGGUAUAUUUCCAUUGCUAAGCAACUUCUUUUCCAACAGAUCUCUUGUUACAACUUAAGGCUAUGGGUAUUGCCAUUCCAAAAUCUGUAGCCACAGGAGAGCUUCUUAAAUUCCAAUUGAAUGGUCUCCACCAAAUUGUAAACACCUCCUUGACAAAUGGAGUCUCUACGAUUACAAUCAGUUUGAGUUUACCCCCAUCUCAAACCAUGGAAAUUCCGAACAAAGGUCGCCGGAAGAACAGAAACAAAAGGAAAAACGACAUAGCAAGUCUUCUGUGCCACAUAAUCAUCUCACUACCCAGGGAGGACAAUUGGAGUGGAGGAAAGUCCCCAUUCCUGUACCUGGGAAUGUUUCAGUUGAUGAAAAUAUUCCUGAUUUAGUUCCAAUGGUAUCCCAAGACAUGAUUGAUCCAAAGAGGACUGGAGGGUUUGAUGCAGAGAGGCCUAAACUGAUGAAAUACAACAUGACUCAAGGUCUUAGGGGAGAAACUAAUCUUCGGCUUAUGGAAACUUCUGAGCUGAAGGGGUUACAACAGAAAGAUUCUCCAAUGGUUAUUUGUGUAGACCUAGAAAAUGAGGGAGUCCCAAAGGAGGGCCAACCAUGCCCGACAUCACUCUUCACCUCAUCUUCUUCACUAAACAUAAAGAAAAAAGUCAGAAAGCUACACGGAGCCACAAGGAGGAACACGAAUAAAUCAUUGGGAAUGCGUACCAAGAACUCCUGGUGCCGGGGUUUGAGAAGGUUGCAAUGUAACACCUCUGAUAUUGACAGUUGUUUGCCAUGGCGCUGUGGAAUGAAAAGAAGUUUGGUUCAUCUAGAGGAGAUUGUGACCCCACAUAAACGCAGAGUUGUCCACGACAACUUAUGUACUCAGAAGCAUAGUUUUUCAAAAUCCCGAUCCGCAUCUUAAAAUCUUACGAUCAUGCGAUCCAAAAUUAAAAAAUCUAUCCUGGAUCUUAUGGAAUCAUUCUCUGUAGUGGGAUCUUAUAGAAUUCUUCAAACUUCCAAUCUAAAUAAUAGGAUCCUACGAUCCAGCGAUCCC